GGCCACUCUUGGAUACAGAAAAGAUGGAUACAAAGUGUGGUGGAACUGCAGUGGGACUCUCAUCAGUCGCAGAUAUGUUCUCUCUUCAGCUAGCUGUGCCAAGCUGAAUGGCCUGUAGAGAACCGAUCUAUGUGAAACUAGAGCAUGGCGCCAAGAGCCUGACUGCACGAGUUACACUGAUAUUUGUUCAUCCAGAUUACAAAUACCCAGCCGUGGACAAUGACAUAGCCCUGUUCAGACUGAACCGCACUGUAGAUCUGCACGACGAAAUUGAGCCGGCAUGCUUGCACCAGUACACUUCAAUUCUCACCACCAACCACCUUUUGACAAGGAAGUGGAAUAGUCGUACAACCAGUGAAGUUUCAAAACCCCCAGAUGACUCAAUAAUGCUGGAUCUCCUCUUAUUUGAAGAAUGUGAGAAUGCUUUCAACAAUAGUUACUUACCUGAUGGAUUUCAUAAGCAAGGAAUGAUUUGCGCUGGACAAAAAACAAGAAGUGAUAGUAAAUUUUGCUUGAGAGCAAGGAGGUCCAGUCACUUUGCCACCGAAUGAGAAACUCUUGGAGUCUGACUGUUUCUUGAUCCGCAUGGCAGGACUGUGGACCCGAGCAUUCAAGUGCAAUCAGCAUGGAUCAGUUGGUGUUUUCACAAAUGUAGGCCACUACAUUCCCUGGAUUGAAUCAAUUGUUUGGCCAAAUAAUGCUACUAGCUCUCUACAAGUGUGGCAGUAAUUUCUACUAGAGAAAGAAGGAAAGUCUCUUCUUCUGUUACCGAGAAAUCAAAUACCGUACACUCAUUUCUCAAAAAAAAAA
Molecule: messenger RNA, 810 nt
Organism: Nilaparvata lugens (brown planthopper)
Lineage: Eukaryota; Metazoa; Arthropoda; Insecta; Hemiptera; Delphacidae
Product: transmembrane protease serine 13
Exons: 4
Coding region: 108-551 (147 amino acids)
Biological process (GO): proteolysis
Molecular function (GO): serine-type endopeptidase activity
Source: RefSeq, a predicted model, not a curated record